Molecule: messenger RNA, 1444 nt
Organism: Nematostella vectensis (starlet sea anemone)
Lineage: Eukaryota; Metazoa; Cnidaria; Anthozoa; Actiniaria; Edwardsiidae
Exons: 3
Coding region: 111-632 (173 amino acids)
Cellular component (GO): extracellular region
Molecular function (GO): hormone activity
Source: RefSeq, a predicted model, not a curated record
UUCAUUAUCUCUUCGAAAAUAGUUUGAAAAUCUAUUGUAUAUACUUUAAAGAGACGCUUCUGAGUUCUGUUUGCUUGCAAACUUUGUCCGAGAAGUUAGAAAAGCUUGUUAUGGUGUUCAAAAGGCAGGCAUGUUGCUGCCCAAACCACGAGGCUUGGUGUGGCAGUAAGCCUUCAGAUGUGGAACAGAGGUCCCUGAGAAAGGCGAACAGAGUAGAGAAAGUUUUCUUGGAGCUAGAUGACAAAGGCAAAAAGGGCUGGUCUAGAAGCAUUUGUACAUACUGUCGACAGCGAGUCGAUUUGGAGCUUGGAAACAAACGCAUGAAAACUUCACACGAGAGCUGUAGAGAUGAAACUGCCUCAAGUUCCAGCGUGUUUUUCCAACCGGAAACCUCUGAGACCAGCGCCGCUGCUGAAGCCGCGUUAGAACCAUUCCAGGACAUUGAGGAAACCUCUGCACUAGGGCAAAUUUUGCCGUCAUCAGUUGAUGCUAUACGACUCAUGAAAGCAUCAACUAAACUAAGGGACAUAGAACUAAAGGACAUAGAACGAUGCAUUGAAGUAGAAGAUACGGCGUUUGGUGAAGCGAAGAUAUUUUUUUUAAAAAUUGUAAAAUAUAAAUAUCAGCAAUAACCCGCAAUUGUCAGUAAAAGCAGUGGAAUGCUUAUGCGGAUGCAAAAAGCUGAAAGAAAUAGUGAAUAUAAAUGCAGCCCGUCUGGAGCCAGAAGAAUUACAAUUUCUUCGCAGAAAUUUUCCGUGAGUCCUCAUGGCCUACUAUGUAUCGAAGACGGAGACCCCGAUUAUAAGCUGGACACUCUCGCAUUCAUCAAUGAGCUUAUGGAACAAACCUUGCUUGCGGCUUGUUUUAAGAAAAUAUUGUGCGUUCUGUCUGUGUCGAUGAAAUAAUAAUUAGAGGACUGCUACUACUGUGAAUUCCAGUAAACUUUAUUGCUGUAGCUUGUAUGCGAUAAUAGUUGUAUUGAGGAUCGAAUAAAGCAAAAUUGGUAACUUUAUUUAAAGGCGUGAAUCGUUUUAGUUGUCAAUCUUAACAUGAAAAUCGUUGUCAAAAUCUUUGAAAGAAAAAGAGGCUUUCUUUGGAAAGCUAAAUUCUACCGCACUAACAGGCUUUUGGAAAUGUGAGACCGUAUUUUCACACGUUUAGCCAGCGGAAUGUUUGCUUUGGCAAGAGACAAAGCGCAAAAUUGUAAUAAGUGAAGUAUAAAAAGCUAUUAGCAGAUAUCCGAAAGGGAUUUCUCCAUGCUCCGAACAUACGAUUUUAACAAAAAUGCAAAGGUUGAAAGCUUUCUUACUUCGAACCUAAGCCCCCUAAUGAAUAUGAGUGCAAGAGCACUUAUUUCAGAGAAAUGUGACUCCAAAGUUCAAAUUUGGCGGGCAGAGCGUCUUGAACCAAUAAGCAUAGCAAUAUUAAUUAGAUUAGUUAAAAA